AUGGCGGACGUCUCCCAACCAAGGCUUGUUUACUUUGGGAACGAGUUCCCCAACGACGACUUGAAUGACUUAUUCCGGAAACUACUUCAGCACAGUAAAGAUCGAAGAUUCCGCUUGCUUUCCGCAUUCCUGGACGAGGCCACUCUUGUUCUCCAGGAGGAAAUCGCAAGACUCCCCCACAAUGUUAGAAGCCAGGUACCUCAUUUCGAUAACAUUGUAACACUCUCAGAAAAUGGGUACCUUCGGGAACUCGGACUCGGGGCUGCGAUGGAGAGCGCUUUGCUAAUUGUACUUCAACUCGCCUUGUUUAUCGGACACUAUGAAGCCAAGGAUGCAGAACUCAAUCUGCACAAGGAUCGUACUGCUCUGGCCGGCCUCAGCGUCGGUCUAUUCUCCGGUGCGGCCGUGGCACUCUCUACUUCUCUUGCAGAGGUGGUCAAGAACGGGGCUGAAUGCUUGAGAGUUUCCUUCCGACUUGGCGUCUACGUUGGUGAGUUCAGCAGCAAGUUGGAAGCACCUCAGCCAGAUGGGAUCCUCGAGAGUUGGGCACAUGUCAUCACGGGCAUGUCUGAAGAAUCCGCCAACGAUGAGCUAUUGCGAAUCAACAAAGAGCUUGGGAAUCCCGAAAUCUCAAAGGUUUUCAUCAGCGCCGCCGACAAGGUAUCAGUCAGUCUAAGCGGACCGCCAUCUCGGAUCAAGGCUGCUUUCCAGCACUCGAGCAGUUUCCGAUACUCCAAGUCUCUACCUCUACCUGUUUACGAUGGCCUCUGUCACGCAAAACAUCUCUAUGGGCAGAACGACAUUGAUGCCGUCAUUGACAGCGAGAAUUCUCUCAUUACGUUGUCACGGAAGCUACAGCUUCCACUCAUCUCCUCCAAGACGGGAAAACCGUUUUUGGCCACCACGGCUGGUCAGCUGUUGCCAGAGAUUGCUACCGAGUUGAUCACUGGAACCAUCUACCUUGACAAUGUGACCGAGGGCAUAAUCAACCAUGCUCAUUCCAUUUCCAACGCUGAAGAGCUGCGGAUUGACACGUUCCGCACCUCCAUAGUAUUCAAGGGGAUUCUAAAGACCCUUGAAAGUACCUUUUCCAGCAUGGAAAUCGUAAAGAACGACCUGGUCAGCUGGGUUCAUGACGACUUUGGCACCCGCCAGGCAAGCAAUGCCGGAAACGCCAAGCUUGCGAUUGUCGGUAUGGCGUGCCGUAUGCCUGGCGGAGGUAAUGACCUUGAACAAUUUUGGGAACUGCUCGAGCAGGGCCGUGAUGUCCACACCACAGUUCCUGCUGAUCGAUUUGAUCUGGAGACUCAUUACGAUCCUUCUGGCAAUACCGAGAAUGCAGCGACUACACCCUACGGAAACUUCAUUGACCGUCCCGGGUUUUUCGACGCGGGUUUUUUCACCAUGUCUCCAAAAGAGGCUGAGCAAACAGAUCCCAUGCAGCGCCUUGCGCUCACAACGGCCUACGAGGCCAUGGAGAUGGCUGGCCUUGUUCCCGGCCGCACCGCUUCGACUCGCCGUGAGCGCAUUGGAACCUUUUAUGGGCAAGCAAGUGACGAUUGGCGUGAGCUCAACGCUUCGCAAAACAUCGGCACGUAUGCGGUUCCCGGUGGUGUUCGAGGCUUCACCACCGGCCGUAUAAACUACUUCUUCAAGUUUGCCGGUCCGUCUUUCUGCGUCGACACAGCCUGCUCCAGCUCAAUGGCUGCAGUUCACCAGGCCUGUAUGGCCCUUUGGGCCGGAGAGACGGAUACUGCCAUUGCCGGAGGCGUAAACAUCAUCACCGACCCGGACAACUACGCAGGUCUUGGUAAUGCCCACUUCUUGUCCAAGACGGGACAAUGCAAAGUCUGGGACAAGGACGCCGAUGGAUACUGUAGGGCUGAGGGUAUUGGAUCCAUUGUGAUCAAGCGGCUAGAGGAUGCUGAGGCGGACAAUGACAACAUCUUGGCUGUUGUGCUAUCUGCUGCGACGAACCACUGCGCAGAUGCCAUCUCAAUAACUCACCCACACGCGGGACACCAGAAGGAUAACUAUCGACGGACUCUCCAGAAAGCUGGAGUCAACCCUCUAGAUGUCAGCUUUGUCGAGAUGCACGGCACUGGAACCCAAGCCGGCGAUGCCAUUGAAUCAGAAUCUGUUCUGGACGUAUUCGCUCCUUUAAAGCCUCGCCGCCGUGCAGAUCAGAAGCUUCUUCUCGGGGCUGUGAAAAGUAAUAUUGGCCACGGUGAAGCAGCUGCCGGUAUUUCCUCCCUUAUCAAGGUACUUCUUAGUUUCCAGAAGAGUGCUAUUCCUCCCCAUGUUGGUAUCAAGACACAGAUCAACCCUACGAUACCAAAGGACCUUGACAGAAGAAACGCGGGUCUGGCGAUGAAGAUGACCCCAUGGCUUCGGCCGGAGGGAAAGAAGCGUAUUGCCAUGGUAAACUCGUUUGGGGCCCACGGUGGCAAUACUACACUACUUCUUGAAGACCCCCCCGAGAUACACAGACCUCGUGUCAGUGAUGAGAGUGCAGAUGGGCGUGCUCUACACCCAGUCGUUAUUUCAGCGAGAAGCAAGAAGUCUCUGCAGGCCAACCUCCAAAACCUUCUAGACUAUCUGGGGAAGAACCCCGAUAUAGACCUGGCUGAUUUAUCCUACACCACUUGCGCAAGACGUAUGCAACACAACCUGCGCGUUGCGACCACGGUCUCAAGUGUCUCCGGGCUUCAGAAGUUCCUUCGCACUGCCAUCGACAGCAAGGCUGGAUCGGAAGCCAAACCAAUCCCGCCAAAUGCGCCUUCAGUCGUUCUUACAUUCACUGGCCAGGGUGCUUCUUACAAGGGCAUCCGGCAAGAACUAUUCGACGAGAUGCCAUACUUUCGCGACCAGGUACUGCAGCUUGACCAGCUUGUUCAGCGCCUUGGUUUCCCAUCUGUUGUUCCUGCCAUCACAGGCAGUGACGAUGACGAGGUUCUGUCUCCCGUCAUCAGCCAGCUCAGCAUUGUUGUUUUGGAGAUUUCUCUCGCUCGAUUCUGGGCACACAUGGGAGUAAAGCCAAGUGCUGUCAUCGGCCAUAGCCUCGGUGAAUAUGCUGCCCUUGCAGUCGCCGGUGUACUAUCCGCCGCCGAUGCUCUAUAUCUUGUCGGUCGCCGAGCCCAGAUUACGGAGCAGCGCUGCAAUGCCUAUAGUCACGCGAUGCUGUCAGUCUUGGGAGCCCCCGAAGAAAUUGAUCGGGUGUUGAAGGGCGACGUCGAGACGGCAGCCAUCCGAUAUGAAGUUUCCUGCCAGAACACGCACGCAGAUACCGUGCUUGGAGCUUCAAAAGCUGACAUUGACACUAUCCGCAAGGUUCUUGAGGCAAACACAUUCAAGUGUAUGUCUUUGGAGAUACCGUUUGCUUACCACACGUCUCAGAUGGACGCUGUAAUAGACGAGCUGGAAGUGCUGGCCCAGACGAUCCCCUUCAAGGCUCCCAGUAUUCCCGUUCUCUCUACUAUGCUCGGUGCUGUUGUUUUUGAUGGAAAGACAAUUGGCGCUAGCUAUCUUCGACGUCAGACUCGGAAUUGUGUCAAGUUUGCGGCUGCCAUUGAGACUGCCCGAGAUCUUGGAAUUGUUGAUGACAGUACAAUCUGGAUCGAUGUCGGUCCUCACCCCGUCUGUGUCGGCUUCGUGAAGAAGAUCAUUCCACAGGCGAGGAUUGGAUCAUCUUGCCGACGAAACGAGGACAAUAUUUCUACUGUCGCCAAAACACUAGUUACUCUGCACCUCGGGGGCAUUACUCCUCACUGGAACGAAUACUAUAGAGCCAACGAGAAGGCUUACACUUUGCUCAACCUUCCCAAAUACUCUUGGAACGAGACAAACUACUGGAUCCCGUACUAUGGCACAUGGACUCUCGACAAGGCCCAUUUCAAGUAUGGAGGCAAGCCUGGAAACAAUCGUAUCAAUGCGGCAUCUGUUUCUUCUGGACUUCGAACCUCGACUAUUCACCAGGUUACCCAUGAGGUCGUUGAAGAUACCAGGGCAUCUCUACACGUGCUUUCUGACAUUCAGCAUCCAGAGUUCCGUGAAGCUGUAUACGGGCAUACCAUGAAUAAGUGCGGAGUUGCGACAUCGUCCAUCUGGACAGACAUGGCUUUGGCUGUAGGUGAAUACCUGUACAAAAAGCUGCAGCCGCAGGUCAAAGAUGUCCACAUGAACGUUUGCAAUCUUGAAGUCCUUCAUGCGCAGGUUGCCAGCAAAGUCAAAGGCGCAUAUCAGCCUCUGGCCCUCGAAGCCGACCUGGACUUGGACCAGCAAUACAUGUCGCUUGCCUGGUACAACGUCAACCCAGACACCUCGGAGCGCGAGGCUGAACAUUUCGCAACGGCAGCCGUACGGUUCGAGGAUCCCGCAAGCUGGACCGCGGAGUGGAAGCGUACUACGCACUUGGUCCUUGGACGAAUCGAGGCCCUGCAGCAACUCGCCAACGAGAACAAGGCCAAUCGCAUCUCCAAGCGUAUGGCCUACACUCUGUUCAAGAACGUGGUAGACUACUCUGAGCAGUACCGUGGCAUCGACAGCAUGAUUCUCCACGAGUACGAGGCCGUGGCCGAUGUGACUCUUGUGAAUGAUCGCCACGGCACCUGGCACACGCCUCCUCACUGGAUCGACAGCGUCUGCCACCUCGCUGGUCUGAUCAUGAAUGGCAGCGACGCUUCAAACACGGAGGACUACUUCUACGUUACGCCUGGCAGUGAUAGUCUUCGACUCCUGAAGCCUCUGGAGGCGGGGGGGAAGUACAAGAGCUACGUCCGAAUGUUCCCACUGCCGGUCGAAGCCGGAAACAUGCAUGCUGGCGACGUAUACAUCUUGCAGGAUGACACUAUCGUUGGUGUCUUGAGCCAGAUCCGCUUCCGCCGUGUGCCUCGACUGCUGAUGGACCGCUUCUUCUCUGCCCCCUCUGCAAGCAAGUCCGGAGGCCACAAUCCUGACGAGACAAUCUCCUCCUCUGCCGCUCGUCCCAAGAAUACACUGGCACCUGCGUCACCAAAGGCUGUCGAGCAUACGCCCAAGCCUGCCGUAGUGGCUCCCGAGUCAACUGCGUCGGCCCAGGAAUCGAAUGGACGUCUCACAAGCGCAUCCUCGUCCGGUAGCAGUGACGCCAGCCCCGAGAUUCACACACCACCAGAGACGGGGGACUUGGAUACGAGUGUUGUAGGCCAGUGUAUCCAGAUUAUUGCCCGUGAGACCAAUUUGGACAUGGGCGAGUUGACGCCAGACGCCACCUUUACUCAACUUGGAGUCGACUCUCUCAUGUCCUUGGUCUUGUCGGAGAAGUUUCGCAACGAACUUGGAAUUGAUGUGAAGAGCUCGCUGUUUUUGGAAUGCCCAACCAUUGGCGAGGUUAGGGAGUGGAUUGAUCAAAACUGUUAG
Metarhizium acridum CQMa 102 is the source of this 5397-nucleotide messenger RNA. Its product is annotated as Type I Iterative PKS. The record is from RefSeq and is a predicted model, not a curated record. Gene Ontology annotation, biological process: fatty acid biosynthetic process; secondary metabolite biosynthetic process. Gene Ontology annotation, molecular function: 3-oxoacyl-[acyl-carrier-protein] synthase activity; phosphopantetheine binding; fatty acid synthase activity. NCBI's taxonomy places the organism in Eukaryota, Fungi, Ascomycota, Sordariomycetes, Hypocreales, Clavicipitaceae.